AUGUCCCCAAAGUCAAUGCUGACCUUAAAGGAGUUUAAAUCAGAAGCUUUUGUGUGGCUGGAAAAACAGCUGCAGGAGGAGAGGGAGAGGUUGCAGCGCCCCCCGGCAGACCUGUUGGUACUGCAGGCUGAGCUCCAGCGGGAGAGGGACAGACUCGGCCAGGAGAAGGCCGUGUACGAACACCAGAAACAGCAGCUCAAGAACGACCUAGACUCUGAGGUGAGCAGGUAUACUGAUCUGCGCAGACGACACGACGAGCAGACUCGACUGCUGAAGCAGACAGAACGGGAGGUCGCUGACCUUAGGCUGGCUCUACAGCAGACUCAGAUAGCCUUGCAGAAUGAGAUCUACAGAAAUCCCAAACCUUCAGUCAUUAACAGCCACAGGUCCUCCACUCCAUCCUCUGACGACGACUUACUCCGACCCGCGAACUCCGACCUCUACAUGGACACCAGCCUGAGGAAGACCAGGGUGGAUCCUGCCCUCCAAUUGGUCGGCGGUUACCAUAGCAACAGGAUGAGUGGCAGGCCUGACAGGUCCCUGGGGUUUAUAGAGGAGACGAAGCAGAGGUUUUUGGAGCUGGAGAGAGAAGCUGAGAACUUAGAGAAGACGUACCAGACCUAUCAGCAGAGGAUGGGCAACAUCCCCUCCUUACCUCGGGACCCGGCACAGGGGAUCAUCGGUCGCCAUCACGUGUCUCCCCCCCGCCCCACGCAUCACUCAUCAACCCCCCGCGCCGUGCACCAUGUGUCCUGGGCUGAACCUCCUCAAACCAGACCUGCAGCAGCAGCUGAGCUAGGUGAGUCCUACACCAGCACGAUCCACUCACCCAUCCGAGGGUCAGAUGACCACCCACGACCUUUGUCCUCCACGCCGUACAGACAAGAUGGCCGUCUCCAUGGCAACGCUUCCCUGGGGCUGUCAGAGGUCACGACCUGGAGUCCUGAGGAGCCAGCUCGCACACAGAGAAGAAGAGAUUCUGACCAGCCCAGAGAGUCCGUGCGUGCCCCGGCAGACCCCAUGACUGUGGAUGACCUGAUUGCCCGGCCGGGAGAGCCAAGUGUGGUCGUGCUGCCUGGCAGUGAGACAGAUUCUGAGCGGUCUGCGUCCCCUCCGCUGCAUGAGUCGACUGUCCUUGGUGCUGACCGCCGCGCUGCUGAGUCCGACCAGCCUCAGGACAGCAGGCAUGUACCCUCACCCAGGAGACAGGACACAGCACCAGAAGUAAGACAGCCUGAACGCUGGUCAACCCUGGAGAUGGCGCCGUCCCAGGAUGACAUGACUGGAGCGGACAGACGGUCACAGGAGGACAGGAGACGGCAGGAGGAGAGAGACAGACAAGACCAAGAGGAUCGUGAGCAGAGAGAGUGGGAGGAGACCCUGAGGAAACGAGAGGAGAGGAGGAGACAGGAGGAGGAGGAACGAGACAGACAGCGGAGGGAACUGGAGAGGCUGCAGAAGAUGGAGGCCACAUAA
Branchiostoma belcheri (Belcher's lancelet) is the source of this 1476-nucleotide messenger RNA. RefSeq names its product oral-facial-digital syndrome 1 protein homolog. Bases 1 to 1476 code for a protein of 491 amino acids. The record is from RefSeq and is a predicted model, not a curated record. Gene Ontology annotation, cellular component: centrosome; ciliary basal body. The transcript has 12 exons. Gene Ontology annotation, biological process: epithelial cilium movement involved in determination of left/right asymmetry. NCBI's taxonomy places the organism in Eukaryota, Metazoa, Chordata, Leptocardii, Amphioxiformes, Branchiostomatidae.